UUAUUUGUUCUUUGUUAAAGAAACAGCAUUAACAAGGCCAACAAAACAAUGUUGGGAGCCACAAAACCUGGAAAUGUUCUGGGUGAACACUGGCAGAUGGAUUUUACUGAGUUGCCCAGAGAAGGGGGGGGGUAUAAAUCCAGAAUUAUAAAGUUCUGGUGGAUACCUUUUCUGGGUGGCCAGAAACCUUCCCUUGUCACACCAACCAGGUUAGGGGAGUGACUAAAGUACUGUCAAAUCAAAUAAAUACAAAAAACCCAAAAAGACAAUAAAUCAAAAAUUGAGGGUACCUUUGGGAAUGUCAUCAGACACAGAUUCCCACGUUAUUGCAGAAGUGAUACAACAGCUUAGGAAAGCCUUGGGAAUAGCUUGGGAUCCUCACACUCCUUAUAGGCCCCAGGCUAGUGGCAAAGUGGAGGGAGUGAAUUAUACAAUCAAACUGCAAUUGGGUAAAAUGUGUCAGGAAACCUCCUUGAGCUGGGCCCAAGCCUUACCUGGUGCUCUGCUUCAAAGCAGAAUUCAGCUGUGGGGCACCAGCAGAAUCAGCCCCUGUGAGCAGCUCUGUGGUCGACCCUAGCAAGUGCCACACUCCAGGAGCCACACAUGUUCAAAGGAGGGGUGGAUUUGAAUAAUUACCUCAUUUCUCUCAGUAAAACCUUUCAGGAUUUGCAGUGGUUGGACACACCAGGGCACGAGUUCCAACCAGGAGAUCGGCUCUGUUUGAAUGACUGGGGAACUGCUCCACUCCAGCCAAAGUGCAAGGGACCUUUCCAAGCACUGCUGACAACUUUGACUGCAUUGAAACCGCACAAAGUAAAAUUUUGGAUACCAUGUUCCAGAAUUAAAAGGGCCUAAGCCCCCUGGGAAGAAGUCAAGAGCUUGUCACAAGCUGUUUUACAAAACCAAAUGGCACUAGACUUUGUUUUAGCAUCACAAGGAGGAAUAUGGACUGUAAUUAACUCCAGUUGCUGUGUAUUCACUGACCAAAAAACACUGUAGAGCGUCUACAGAUGUAGGAAACUUGGAAACAAACCCAAAUUUCCAAACCAACAGCUCAAGAUGCCAUCUCCUGGAGAUUUGAAGAAAUUUGGACCAAACGUCCUUCCUGGGUACCCAGCUGGACCUGGUGAAACAUCUGUUUAUAAUCACCACCUUAAUAAUUGCUGUGUGGUUUUAGCCAGCAUCAAGAUUCAGUGUUGCAGCUGUUUUAAUGCCUUACACUCUGAAAGGAAAUAAAAAUCUUAAGAGACUGGCUCCCACAAGGAACUUAGGAGCAAGUAGAGGAGGGAUUUGAUACGGACAGGAGAACAGCACAGCCCUGGAGAAACAGAUAAAGGAUGUAUCACAGGCAAACAGAAGUCAUGAAAAAUGGAAGCAGGAUGACAGCUCAGCUGUGCAAGGCUGACAAAGCAGAAGUUGUGCAAAACAAGGAUAUUUCCCUUACUCAAAAGCGGGGGUCAAGGAACAUCCCCCUAAAAAGGACAUGGGAUAUUAAAGACAGAUCCCUAGGAACCACAUAAGGACUCCUGCCAAAACCAAAUCUUGGAGAAGACUUCCAACACCCUCAAGUCCACAUCUCACCAAAAAAACUUUCACCCCAAACCACCCAUCAGCAGUUUCACUUUCACACUGCUGCAGAAAACCACAUGAUUUACAGAAAAGCAGUAAUUGUGGAAUCACCGCUCCCAUAUAAAGGGAAACAGCUCCCUCCAAAGGAGCCAGAGCUGGGUGGGCUGUGCUGGGCUUCACCGAGCACGGGAGCUGCAGGCACCGGAGGGGGAAGGUUUUGGGGCCUUUCCUUCCUGCUGCUCUUCCUCCUGAGUUCUCAAGGGGUUCCCAUCUUCUUCUCCACACCCACCGUGUACCCCAGGCCUGCCACUGCCCCUGUGCUGUGUCCCCUGAGCUGGGGCCCUCGGCUGCCCGUGUCUGCUGGGAAGCCAAGGCUGGGAGCAACAGGAGCAUCUGCUGUGAGCCAUGGCUUCACAGGACGACGCACAGGAGGAGGAUACAAAGACACAGCUCCUGGCAGAGGCAUUCCAGAAGGAAGGACUGGAUGCUGGAUACUGGCUGCCCAAAGUGACACAGAUCCUGGGAAUCAAGUGCAGAGAAGCCCUGCAACAUCUGGAAUACGAAGACUACCUCAGGCUGGAGUGUGAGAUACAGCACCCCUGGGAGAAAAAGGCACUCCAGAAACUCCUGAAAAUAAAAGAUGACAAAACGACCAUUAAAGAGGUGCAGAAGGAGCACUUGGAGAAGACAAAGCAAAGACAGGAAGAGGCCAAACAAGCUCUGAAGGAUCUGACAGAAAUGCUCAACAGCCGCAGCCACAGCCAGGAUGCUCUGAGGGAGAAAGCAGAGACUCUGUGGCAAGCCAUGGAGAUUCCCAAAGAGUUCUGGCCACCGCCAAAGAAACCCUUGGCAGAUAUGCUGGAGAGCAUCCAGAAGCAGCUGGAGCAGCAGGAGCAGUCAGCAGGCAGGAGGGAGAACAUCCCUGACACGGAGGUGCUGAGGCGGGCGUCAGGGGGACUGGCCCUGCAGGGCAUCUACAGAACCAGCAGACCUGAAGAUGUGCUGGCAAAGCGAGAGCAGCUCCUCAGGGUUCCUGAGGGAUUCCAGCUCGCCGGUCCCGAGCAAGGAUCGCUGCUUGAGAGGAAGGAGUUCUCCUCCUCUGCAGCAGAAUCCACUUUCACCAAGUCCAUGGAGCAGCUGGGGUUCAGCAUGAGCGUUUCUGCCAAAUCCUCAUUCUGGGGGAUUAAUCUGGUAGGGAGUGUAGAUCACAGCAGCUCCUCACAGUCACAGGACACCCACCAGUCCCGCUCUGAGCAGAGCUACUUUUGCACCACCAAGUACCAGUACAUCCCUCUGGCCUCCUGCUACUUCCAAAGGCAUCAGCUUCGCCUCUCGGAUGCCGCUCUGCGGGAGCUGCAAGACAUGGAGCAGCUUUUGAGCUUCAGUCAGGAAGAAGACAGCCCCACCUUGGUGAAGAUAUGUGAGAGCUUCUUCAGCAGGUUUGGGUCCCACAUAAACCAGGGUCCCCUCCACUUUGGGGGGAUAUUCUGGUGGAAGGCGUCUACAGAAGGAUUCCGGGCUGAGCAGCGCGAAGAGGUGAAGCGACAAACGUCUGAAGCACUGAACAGCUUUGUUGGGGCCAGCUGGGGUGGCUUUGGGGCCAGUGUAGAAGGGACCCUGGAUGUUUCCAAAUCCAGCUCACAGGCUUCUGUCAUGGGGAGAGCUGCAGAGAGUUCUCAUACAGCAAUUCAGCUCUACGUGGUCAACACAGGGGGCCCAGCAGACACAGCUUCCCUUCCUCAGUGGAAAACGGGGCUCAUGUCUGAUAACACAACGUGGUGCGUUAUCGACCGUGGCUUUGAGCUGAUCCCAGUGUGGGACAUUAUCCUGUGCAAUCACUGUGGAGAUUUUAAGUCUGUUGGUCAGAUGAGCAGAGCCCUCACAGCUGGGUACAAAGCACUGACGAAUCAGAGCCUUGGCAUGACUUUUGGAGAGGAACUGGGCAGUGCAGUGCAAGAGGCCAGAGAUUUCAUGGGGACUGUGAAGGCCUGGGAGGUGACAGUGGAUGAAGAGAAGCUGUUCAUGCUGAUGGAGCUAAAAGAUGAUCUGAGUGCAAAAACCAGGAACCCCAGUGUGUGGAUCAAUGUGUGCCUGUCAGACAAAGCCCUGCAGGACUUCCUGGUGAACACCGUGCGGAGCUGCCAGGAGUCACCUCCAGAAAACACCACCACUAUCAAGGUAAUGUUGAGGAGCCUCCUGAAUCCUCAUAUCUACUCUGUCAAGGACUUCCCUGAGGCUUCCUUCAUUAUGCAAUGGGUCUUCCAGACUGAGCACCCGCUUCCCAGAUUUCCCAAAGUCUCUGAGCUUCAAGAGCUCAUCAAAACACUGCAGCAAAUGAAGGAGCACAUCCAUGCUGUCACCUACGCACCAGGAAGCUCUGCUCCUGACGUUCAUGAAGCAAAGAUAGAAGCCACCCUGACCAGCAGCCUGGCCAUUUAUUCCUUACUCCAGUCUCUCCAGGAACAGGCUCAGAAGGACAUGGAACUGUUGGUGCUCUUGAUUGUGACCAGCACAGGCUACCAGGUGAAAAGCAGCAAUUUUCAGCACCUCCUUGGACACCCAGAAAUUCAGUACAUGGCCAAGGAAAUGGAAGCAGCACAUGAGGAGUACAUGAACCUGAAGGAGCAAGAUGCGGACAGAGCUGAGGCAUUCCUCCUGCUGACAGGUCUGACUGUGACACCAGAAUGUCAAAAGCUGUCCCCUGAGCAGAAAAGGGAGCAUUUAGUUUUCAUGGAAGAUCACAUGAAAGGCUUGUGGUCCCCACGGAUAAAGAAUCUCCUCCAAAAGCACAGUGGAGGCGAAGACUGGGAGAGGCUGGAACGUGACUUGGACUCCUUGAUCAGUGGGUGCUUGGAUGAGAAAUGGGAUGAACAGAGGAUGCAGAACAUACUCAGCGACCUGGAAGACACUUUUCCAAAACCAGAGCCCCCCAGUCAGUCCCAGUCCAAGUCAGACAGCAGUGAAUCCAAAGAAAGUGAAGCCAUUGCAAACCAGGAGUUCCUCCAGUUGCUCAAGCGCCUUGGACUGGAAAGUCACUAUCCAAGGAAAAUGGGCAUGGGAGAUUUCCGCACCAUCUGCAAGACAUCUCUGCAGGACGGCCCGCCCAGCCAGGACAAGGAACUGCCAUUGUACUUCUUGCACAAGCUGUUAACUGUGGAUUACCAGGUGAGAUACCUGACCUGCUGGGAAAGGAGCAAUCCAGGCCUUGCACCCAUGCCACAAAGCAGCGAGCAAGAGAACCAACAAUCAGAUUCCUUUGAAAACUUUCUUGAUAAGCUGAUGGAAGCAGCUCCUAAAUGUGCAAGCAGGGACAGCCAUGUGCACCCCAUGGACCUGCAGAUGGCUGUUUUCCAUUGUGCUGAUGACUUCCUGAGACAGUCCCUGGCAACCAAGCUGGCGUUCUGCCAACUGGCGCUGCCUCUCCUGGUGCCCAACCCGAGCACUUCAUGCAUCGAGUUCCCGCUCUACGCCCUCAGCCAAAUCCAAAGGAGCUGGAAAGAGGUGGACAAGUCAGGAAAGCAGGCCCAAGCAAAGAGUUUCAGCAACAAACUCAUCUUUCAGGCACAGACACCCAUCGUGUCCUUCAUUCGCAUUGGCAGCUCGGCCUCCUCUUCCAAGUCCCAGCUCCUGAAUGCUCUGCUCAGCAAACGCAAACACGACACUUUCUUCCACCGCCACUGCAGAGGCAGCACCAGAGAGCGUCUGCUGAUGGAAGGGCUGGUGGAGAUCGCCUGGUACUGCCCCGGUGGAAGCCCCAAUGACACCUUUGAGCGCUGCGUGGCUUUCUGUAACCUGCGUGGAGACGCCAGGGAUCACGGAGCACAGCUGCAGUUCCUGCAGGAGAUAUCUGCUGUCAACGUGGCUCUCGUGUCCGAUUGGGAGCACAUGGACAACAGGGCGAAAAAGCUUCUGCAGGGCCUGUGGCAGUCACAAAGGCCUUUGGUUUGUCUUCUCACAGAAAAAGAGAACACUGCAGCUGGACAAGCCAGCAAAACCAUAACAAUAGGGAUCAAGAACAGAAACGAAGCAGAACUGAUGGAUGAGCUGACCAAGACAAUUGGGGAUCUCCUGGAAGGUUCUAAUCCAUGUUUCAGUCUGGAGGCCUGUGUGGACAAAGCUCGCCAGCACGGAUUUGUAGUGGAUGCAGAUCAACCCGCGUGUGUGACAGCCAAAGCAAAGGCAAAGGAGCUGGUGGAGCUUCUGAAGAAAGAGAAGCUGUCUGAGAUCAAAUCCAAGCUGCUGCCACUUCAAGGAAAACUGUGGUACCAGUGGUGCCAAAAGGACAAAGAACUCACUCGCUUGCAGGAGAAGAGGAACAAGAGCGUUGAGCAUCAUCGGAGCCAAAUUGAAAAUGAGAAGAAAGCAAUAAGAAGAAAGCAACUUGAGCGAGCUUCCCCUCUCAACCCACUGAUGAAAUCAUUCCUUGGCUUUCUCCAGGCCCAGCCAGCAGAUACCAAGAAAUACUUCCUGCAGUGGAUGAAGGUCUUUAUGCACGAGCUGUCUUGUGGUCGCCUUGAAGAACUGAGGAGGGACUAUCACGAGUUAUGGUCUAAAAUCCUGUCAAGAAAGAAAAACAAGAAGAAAACCAGUGGCAAUGAUGAGAUGCUGAGUCGCUUGGAUACCCUCUCUGAUGAAAUCAACGAUUCAUCCAUUGGCCUGGAGCACCUUCUGAGAGAGGUAGGGCAGAUUUACGAAGCUCUGGAAUUAUUGAACUCCAAGAAGGACGAUUUUGUCAAACUUCCAGAAAUUGCAGUAGAGCUGAUGGUUUCAGGGUACCCCGUGGAGCUGAUGGAUGGGGACGCUUCUUACCUGCCCUUGCGCUGGGUGGGAGCAAUCUUUGACAGCUUAAUUGAGAGGCUGGGGGACAAACGAGUGUUUGUGCUCUCCGUGCUCGGCAUCCAGAGCACAGGCAAGUCCACCCUGCUGAAUGCCAUGUUUGGUCUGCAGUUCAACGUCAGCGCAGGGAGAUGCACUCGUGGAGCCUUCAUGCAGCUCAUCCCAGUGGGCCAGGAGCUGCAGCAAGACUUGGGCUUUGAUUUUGUGCUGGUGGUUGACACAGAGGGACUCCGUGCCAUCGAGAUGGCCAAUAAACAGUCCCUGAACCAUGACAACGAGCUGGCCACCUUUGUCAUUGGUGUCGGCAACUUGACUGUGAUCAAUAUCUUUGGUGAAAAUCCAUCAGAAAUGCAAGAUGUUCUCCAGAUCGCUGUGCAGGCUUUCCUGAGGAUGAAGAAAGUCAAUCUUUCCCCAAGGUGCCUCUUUGUCCACCAAAACAUGGGAGAAGCAACUGCCAAGGAGCAGAACAUGGAAGGACAAAGGCGCCUGCAGGAAAAGCUGGAUGAAAUGACCGUGAUAGCUGCUCAGCAGGAAUUCUGUGACAUCUCCUCCUUCAGCGAUGUCAUUGGCUUUGAUGUGAACACCCACAUUCACUACUUUGCUCACCUGUGGGAAGGAAACCCCCCAAUGGCACCACCCAACCCCAACUACAGCCAGAACGUCCAGCAACUCAAGAGCAAAAUCCUCCAGGCUGCCAAGAAGCAGUCACAGAGCAGCAUUUUGAGGCUCUCGAGCCUGAAAGAUCGUGUUGGUGACCUCUGGAAUGCUUUGCUGAAUGAAAACUUUGUUUUCAGCUUCAAGAAUUCCCUGGAGAUUGCUGUGUACAGGAAACUGGAAAAUGCCUUUAGUCAGUGGACCUGGAUGUUGAGGAAACACAUCUUAGAUGUACAAAUGAGACUGGACAACAAAAUUCGGAAUGGGGACUUGCAGAAUGUCACCAGAGAGUACCUUGAAGGGCUGGUGAAAGAGACAAGUGAUGCCAUUGAGAAAAAAGUGGAAGAGUAUUUCAGGGAAGACAAAGACCGGGAGAUACUGGUCCAGUGGAAAUCAAGCACAGAGCUGAAGCUGAAAGAACUCAAAGAGACUCUUCUUCAUGAAACAAAAAAGAAAUGUGAGAAUCUCAUUGAGCUACAGAAGGAGCAGAAGAAACUGGAUGCAAGGAAGUUGGAAUACGAAGAUGAGCUCCUGAAAAGGAGUUGGGAGCUGGCUGUGACUCUGAAGGGGAAGAGCCUCAGUGAGAGAGAACUGAAGGACAACUUUACUCUUGUCUGGAACGAGUGGAUUGCCAAAGUCUCCCGUGCUGCUCGUCCUCCAGAACGGGUGGAUAUCGAUGCAGAAAUUGACGAUGUCCUUGUAGAGCACUUUAAGGAGCCAGGUAUCCAUGCACGGAUCAAGUCAUUUUCCAGAGGCAGAGGAUUUUCUUUUGAUCCAGAGAAACACAUCAUGAAGAAAAAGUAUUUCGUCUUUUUCACAGAUCCCAGGAGCCUUUCCAAUGCUGAUGUGAUCAACUUUCAACACAUCACAGACAAGAUUAUAGCAUGUGUGAUGGCAAACAUUGCUAAGAAGGAGGAGGAGAAACGCGAUUACAGUCGAAAUUUUAUUCAUGAAAUACUCAAUGAAGUACAGAAAGGUGUCAACUCUGUCCCCAGCAAUGCAAAAUGUACUUUCAACAGAGAUUACAGCAUAGAUUUGUCGAUCUAUCUGUGCAAAAUAGCAGCGGAAAGGUUUAAAGCCAUGCACGAAGCAUUCCAAAAGGCAAAUGACCCAGUUGAGUACCUGAGCAGCAAGAGAGAAGAUUUCUUCCAAUGUUUCCAGAUUUCCUGCCAAGGAGCCACUUCUGUCACAACAUUUGCUGCUUUCCUUUGUGACAAGAUUGCACCAGCUCUUUGCCGUGCAGUCUAUGAGAGGACAGCUAAAGCCAUCGCUGAGGACAUGCAGAAAUCCCCAGAUUUCCAGGGCAGCAGAGCCAAUCUGGAAGUUUGCAUCCUGAGAUACCUGGCAGAACAGGAAAAUUUUGAGUAUUUCAGGCAGUACCUUAUGUCUCCAAAAGAGUUUUGUGAGAGUUACAUUGAGACACGGGUUAGGAGUCACUGUUUAGAUGGGCCCAGGAGGCUGGGGAUGUUUUUAGAUUCCUCCCUUGAUAAUCUCUAUAGAAACAUCUUGUCAGCUGUUUCUUUAUCAACCCAAAUUGUCAAAGACAGAGAAGACAGAGAAGACAAAGUCUCUCUCUGGCUGGAUGAGUUUUGCAGGGAACUGUCAGAGGUGCUCAGCUUGCCCAGAAGUGACCUGAAGGGCAUUGAGCACCAGGAGGUCACAGACAUUGAGUUCCUGAGCAGUGCCAUGGCAGAAGCUCUGGAUGACCUGAGGGAAAGGCUCAAGAAAGAAUUGGCUGCUGCUGACCUGAGCUCAUUUCCAAGGCAGCCUCACAGCAUCCUGGUGGAGCAUUUUGCAGGGUGCUGGGAGCAGUGUCCCUUUUGUGGCGCUGUCUGCACAAACACAAUGCAGAAUCAUGAUGGAGACCAUCAGCUGGUCUUCCAUCGCCCAGAAGGUUUGACGGGAUGGACGUGGAUUGGGACAGACCAGCUCGCCAUUGAUAUUUGUUCCAGCGAUGUUGCAAGUGACUGCAGAUUCAGGAUUCGUGGGAAUGAAGUUUACCCCUACAGGAGAUACCGGGAUGCUGGACCUCCUUAUUCCACUUGGAAUAUUCUUCCUGAUCCAUCCAUGCAGGCGUACUGGAAAUGGUUUGUGUCGCAUUUCAAGACACAGCUGGAAGCUUUGUACGAUGGGAAAUUUCAAGGCAAAGGAGAAAUCCCUGAGGCGUGGUAUAGAGUUACCAAGCAGGAAGCACUGUCUGAGCUGGAGAAGCGUUAGGCCACAUCCUUGGGGAGUAAGAACCACAACAGCUUUGCAGUUUAGGAGAACUUUGUACCAGGCUCUGCACAAAAUGCAGUUACAAUGAUGAUACUCUCAAGUCCAGUAAAGACAAAAGUAUCCCAAAUUUAUGAAAUAAGGUGCAUUACAGCAUCCAUUAUUCAGCAGCUCCCUUGCUUCAUGAAAAAGCCAGAAUCCUCUUGCCUGUUUGCCAUAAACAUUCCCCUCAGCUUUGUCCUAGAGCCAAACCAAACCCAUCCUUGGAGCCAUCAGCCUUGUGGCCAUCCUGAGCCUGAGGGCAGGGACGGGGCAAAGGCAGCACUCAAAGCACCCCUUGGAUCAGCUGCUGUGAGACAAGAAGGGACAGUGCCCCAGGGGCAGUUUUCCUGCAGCAAGGAGCUGCCCUGCUGGGAGAAAGGGCUGCAGGGCCUGAGGCCAGCUCCAUGCUGGCUGCAAGCUGGGCUGCUUGGCUUCUGGGUGUCAUCCUUCCCUCCCUCAUUGCAGCCUCCUGGAUCAGCUGAGGCCGUUCUCCCAGCAGGAGCCGUUGUGCCUGCGGG
Agelaius phoeniceus (red-winged blackbird) is the source of this 9833-nucleotide messenger RNA. RefSeq names its product interferon-induced very large GTPase 1-like. The record is from RefSeq and is a predicted model, not a curated record. Lineage: Eukaryota; Metazoa; Chordata; Aves; Passeriformes; Icteridae. Gene Ontology annotation, molecular function: GTP binding.